This is a messenger RNA of Cucurbitaria berberidis CBS 394.84, 1950 nucleotides long. RefSeq lists its product as uncharacterized. Bases 1 to 1950 code for a protein of 649 amino acids. The record is from RefSeq and is a predicted model, not a curated record. The transcript is spliced from 2 exons. NCBI's taxonomy places the organism in Eukaryota, Fungi, Ascomycota, Dothideomycetes, Pleosporales, Cucurbitariaceae.
AUGUCUUUAGCACCAUCACGCGUCCCCUCACGGGCGCAGAGCAGGAGCCGGGCGCAAAGUAGGAGUCGACCUCAUCUCACACCAGCACCUAUCGUGGUAGACGUUCCGCGGAGUGGCGCCAAAUCACCCCUCAUCAUCGACGUGCCAGUAAGAGCAAGGAGUAGAAGCGUAGGAAGAAAUGGGCCUCUGAUCGCCGCCCCGGGAUUAAGUGGGGGAAGAGGCAUGUUCAAGAGGCUGAUUGUGGCAUGUGACGGAACCUGGAACAACUCAGACGACGGCAUGAAAAACGGCGGUCUCGCAAUCCCAAGCAAUAUCACCCGGAUAUCAAGAGCUAUCAAGGCGGUCAGUCAGGACGGGGUCCCGCAAAUAGUGAAUUAUCACCAAGGCCUGGGGACAGAAGGAGGCCCACUAUCUCGCAUCAUUGGGGGAACGACGGGCAAGGGCCUUGCGGAGGAUGUAAGAGAAGCGUAUUCAUUCCUGGCAAACAACUACCACCCCGGAGACGAGAUCUUCCUCCUUGGCUUUUCAAGGGGGGCAUUUACCGCGCGUUCCAUCGGCGGCUUGAUAGGAGAAAUAGGCCUCCUCACAAAGAAGGGCCUGAACACGCUCCCAGAAGUCUACGAGGACAUUCAGAACCGCAGAAAUCCAGACUACCGACCCAAACACGAAGACGUACCUUUUCCACGGAAGCCACCCGCCGACGACCCGCGCUACGCAGAAGAACUUGAGCGUAGGGGCCUAACUAGACUCGAUAUACCCAUCAAAGCCAUCGGCGUCUGGGACACUGUCGGCUCCCUUGGCAUCCCUCGCGUCGGCAUUCUCCAGCGCGCGGGGCUGCAGAUGAAGCAAUCCCGCGCUACCUCCUUCUACGACACCAAGCUCUCCAACUGCGUUGAAAACGCGUUCCAAGCGCUUGCCCUGGACGAAGCCCGAUCCUCCUUCUCCCCAGCCGUAUGGGAGAAGCCCGAGGGCAACAAGACGACGCUGAGGCAGGUGUGGUUUCCCGGUGCGCAUGCGAAUGUGGGUGGCGGGUAUGAUGACAUGCAGAUUGCGAACAUCACUUUGGCGUGGAUGAUGAGCCAGCUGGAGCCCUUUCUGGACAUGAGAGAUGAGUAUCUGUUUGAGCAGGAUGAGCUUAACGAGAAGUAUUAUAAGAAAGAGGAGGGGGCUGUGAGGCCGUGGAGUUUUGGGAAGGUGUAUAGUGAGAUUAAGGGCGCUUUUGCGCUGGGUGGCAGUACGAUCCGUAAACCAGGCCACUACACAGCCGUAGACCCCUUCAACGGCCGCUCAAGCGACCGGCCCCUCCGCCAAACAAACGAAUACAUCCACCCCAGCGUACGCACACGAUACCGCCUCCAAGGACCCGGUGUGCUCGACAAAGGCGUGUACGAAUGCCGCGCCCUAACCGAUGCUUACAAGCUCGUCGUCGACUACGGCCCCCACAGCCACAAAGUAGGCGACCCAGAAAUCUUCUGGAAAGUCCGGCACUCCGAGGGCCUCGCCGUGCGCGAACUCCCCGAAGCGCCCCUCUGGCGGCUCGAGCGCGAACUCGCACGCCGCGAUCCGCAAAUGUACGACUCGAUCAAGCGGCCGCCUGCCACGGGCGAGAAGAAGAAACGCCGCAGUCAGCAGCAGCGCCCGCUUAGUGCGGACAUGGCUGGUGGUGCGACGGGGAGUCGCGUGCCCAGCCGUGUGCCCAGUGGCGUGGGCAGUCCGCUCAGCCAGAGCCAUGUUAGUCGCAGGCGGCGCGACACGUUUUCUCCCCGCCAGACGUUCCCCGUCGACGAGAGGGGUGCGAGGCGCAGUAGCGCCAUGGUCGAUGGGAAGCGGGAGCGCGUGCGGAGUCGGUCGCGCGCGAGAAGUGUGGAAUUCGAUCGCGAGACGGAGAUUCGAGAGGAGAUGCCGCAUCGCAAGGAAAAGGAUAAGGCCUGGUGGGAGGGACGGAGGUAA